This is a messenger RNA of Calidris pugnax (ruff), 8342 nucleotides long. RefSeq names its product membrane protein, palmitoylated 6 (gene PALS2). The record is from RefSeq and is a predicted model, not a curated record. Gene Ontology annotation, molecular function: protein binding. NCBI's taxonomy places the organism in Eukaryota, Metazoa, Chordata, Aves, Charadriiformes, Scolopacidae. The transcript has 11 exons. Gene Ontology annotation, cellular component: plasma membrane; cell-cell junction. Bases 6 to 1628 code for a protein of 540 amino acids.
CAGUCAUGCAGCAGGUCCUGGAUAACCUUACUGAUCUGCCCACGUCAACAGGCGCUGAAGAAAUAGACCUGAUUUUCCUGAAAGGAAUUAUGGAAAACCCUAUUGUAAGAUCACUUGCUAAGGCUCAUGAGCGACUGGAAGAUUCUAAACUUGAGGCAGUCAGUGACAACAACCUGGAGCUGGUGAAUGAAAUUCUUGAAGACAUCAGUCCCUUAGUAAAUAAAGAUGAGAAUAUUGCAGAAUUGGUUGGAAUACUCAAGGAGCCUCAUUUUCAGUCACUCUUGGAAGCACAUGAUAUUGUGGCUUCAAAAUGUUACGAUUCCCCUCCUUCUAGCCCAGAAGUCAAUAAUUCUUCAGUGAACAACCAGAUUGUUCCAGUAGAUGCUAUUCGUAUCCUUGGAAUUCACAAAAGAGCAGGAGAACCACUGGGUGUUACGUUUAGAGUUGAGAACAAUGAUCUGGUAAUAGCCCGGAUUCUUCAUGGCGGGAUGAUAGAUCGACAAGGUCUUCUGCAUGUCGGCGACAUUAUUAAAGAGGUGAAUGGCCACGAGGUUGGAAACAAUCCAAAGGAAUUGCAGGAACUGCUGAAAAAUAUUAGUGGCAGUGUCACUCUGAAGAUUCUCCCCAGCUACAGAGAUACUGUUAUUCCUCAACAGGUUUUUGUGAAGUGUCAUUUUGAUUAUAAUCCAUAUAAUGACAACCUCAUCCCAUGCAAAGAAGCAGGUUUGAAAUUUUCUAAAGGAGAAAUUCUUCAGAUUGUAAACCGGGAAGAUCCAAAUUGGUGGCAGGCUAGUCAUGUCAAAGAAGGAGGAAGUGCAGGGCUUAUUCCUAGCCAGUUCCUGGAAGAGAAGAGAAAGGCCUUUGUUAGGAGGGACUGGGACAACUCAGGGCCUUUCUGUGGAACAAUAAGCAGCAAAAAAAAGAAAAAGAUGAUGUAUCUCACUACAAGAAAUGCAGAAUUUGAUCGUCAUGAAAUCCAGAUCUAUGAGGAAGUAGCCAAAAUGCCUCCUUUUCAGAGGAAGACACUGGUCUUAAUUGGGGCCCAAGGAGUGGGGCGAAGGAGUUUGAAGAACAGGUUUAUAGUACUGAAUCCUACCAGGUUUGGAACUACAGUGCCAUUUACUUCAAGAAAGCCCAGGGAUGAUGAAAAGGAUGGGCAAGCGUACAGAUUUGUGUCACGAGCUGAGAUGGAGAUGGAUAUCAAAGCUGGCAGAUAUUUAGAGCAUGGAGAAUACGAAGGAAAUCUUUAUGGCACCAAAAUUGAUUCCAUCCUUGAAGUUGUUCAGACAGGAAGGACCUGCAUCUUGGAUGUGAAUCCACAGGCUCUGAAAAUAUUGAGGACUUCAGAAUUCAUGCCCUAUGUAGUGUUUAUUGCUGCGCCAGAGCUGGAGACGUUGCGUGCUAUGCACAAGGCUGUGGUAGAUGCUGGAAUUACAACCAAACUUCUCACUGACACUGAUUUGAAAAAAACAGUGGAUGAAAGUGCCCGGAUCCAGAGGGCCUACAACCACUAUUUUGACCUGACCAUUGUCAAUGACAACCUGGACAAAGCCUUCGAGAAGCUCCAGAGCGCCAUCGAGAGGCUGCGGCUGGAGCCCCAGUGGGUCCCCAUCAGCUGGGUGUAUUGAGAUUUCUCCAGAGGAGCUUAAGUAACAAAUAAAAUGAGCUGCAGCAAACACCCUAACGUGACGUUGUGUAGAUACCGACGGUAACCUACGGCACCUGUGCAUUUUUAAUCUGUGUAUAUUCAAAAGUACACUAUUCUGAAUUUUUAUAAAAAUGUUGAAGGGAAAGUGUACUUAAAUAUGUAAUUUAUUUUAAUUUUUCUAACUUUUUACAGAUAACCUUUCUAUUCAUAUCACAUGAAGGAAAUGCGUUUAAGCAUUUUUAUAUGUUUUGAUUUAGUACCUUUGCCUUUUUCAUCUAAGAAACUUUCAGUCAUUCACUUCAACAUUUACAUCUUGGUCUUACAUUUUCACUGUGAUUACAAAAAAAAAAAGGAUACUUGAAACAAUUUUGUAAAACUUGUUAACGUCAGUGUUUAACUGGUCAAAAGCCUAUAGCUCUUAUUAGGAAAGAACACUAAUUUCUUUGAGGGUUUUUUUUUUUUCUUCUUUAGAAAUUAAUAAUUUUAUGGGAGCAGAAUUUUAAAUAUUAACAGCAGGAACCAACACCCAGCUCCAUUGCUUCUUUGGGCUUAAAGUUGAUGCAUUCUUGAUGUUUCACAAAGUCUUGGUGUCUCUUGAUGUAGACGACUGUUGUGUGGGUUCCCUCCUACGUGUCUCUGGAAAUACAGCGAUUGGUACCGUUCCUGGGAGCACCCAAAGGUGCUGGCCUUGGGGAGCCGGUACGCGAGGUAACGGGGUGCUGGUACGUGAGGUAACGGGGUGCAGUCUGAGAAAUGGGGAAUGAAGGAGCCUGAGAGAGACCCUGGUAACACGGAGCCUUGUAGAGGGACGCUCAAUGGCUAGGAGUAUUUAUUCGCUCUUGGGAAAACACAUUGCUUUAAAAAAAAAAAAAAAAGUAGAAAAAAAAAAAAAAAGAAAAAGGUGGGGGUACAUUUUCUUUUCAUAGGACAUUGUUUGAUGUUUGUGUAGUGAUCUGUGGCUUAAUUUCCUGUGAGAUCUACUAGUUCGAUAUUAUCUUUUUGAGUAUUUGUGUGCGAUCAACUGCUGUAUUCUUACCAGCGUGAUGUAACGGAAUUUCUGUGCUUUUUGUUACAUUGGUUUUAGUUGGGUUUUUCGUUAGAUAGCUUGUGAAUUGGAAGCUUCCUGCUAAAAAGCAAUGUUGUUUGUUCCUUUUUGUUUUACGACAUAUUUCCUUUUGUUCAGUGACAGUUCUCCCCUUAGUAGGCUCAUUGAUAUAAUCCGUAUUAGGUUCGAGUUCAUCAAUCAAAACUUGUGCUGAUGUAAAUUUCUGCUUAACAAGAACAAAAGGAAAGUACAGCUUGUCGCUAAGGCUGGCUUUUCUUGUGACCAUAUUUUAUAUUACCGUGUCAGCUGUUGUAUAUAGUGACAUCCAGCAUCACGUACCAGGUUAGGUGUCUCCACAGAAGUCAUCUGUUUGUUUAAUUUCUCUUCCAUCUGGUGACAGGCACCUGGCUUUGGAAUUCUUUUUCAGCACCACGGAAUGCUAUCAGAAGGCAACUUCCUCAGAACUAUUUCUGAAGGAAAAGAAGCUUAGACACUGUAAAACGGUAUUGCUUCCUGGGGCUCUUGAAGACUUUUAUGUGCACAAGGGAAAAAAAACUGGAGUUGAUGCAGUAUAGGAAAAGUGUAAGUCUCAAACAAACCACCAGUAACUACAGGUGGUUUUAAAAAUCCUAUAAAGUUGGUUGUUGUGGGGGAAAAGGGGCAGGGAGGGCUUGAAAUCCCAGCGUGGAAAAUCUUAGUCAAAACUGCGUAUGGCACAGGAGGUCUUUGUGAGUCUUAAUAGUGGGAUUUCAGUCUUUUAGAGGGAAUCUGAAAUUCUCCAAGGAAAAUUUUACCACUACUUUGUUUUGUUGUUAUACUUUUCAGGGUGUGUUUUCUCUGGUUUUCAGUUUGGCAGAGCUUCUAAAUGUGGCACCAGCGUGAGAGGUUUAUUGUCCUUUCCCAGGGGACAUGUUCUGUGAUCCUGUCUCUCCGAGGCUGCUUUGGGAGCGGGAUGGGGCGUUGUGUGCAGCAGCAAUGACAGCAGAGCCAUUCCUUGCCUCUUCUAAUGAUUUGCUGUUGGCACUCUGUGCCCAAUGUGACCAAGCUGGGUGUGUGUACUGUGUCAUGGGAGACCUACACCUGCUGUAAAUAAGAUGUGCUGUCUGGACAGAUACGAUGCCUUUUCAUUAUGAGUUAGAAAAUACUCUAUUUGUGAUGCCAAAAGUGGGCUGAGCUCCCUCUUCCCUAAUGAAUGGAAUGAGAAGAUUGUUCAGUUUCCACACCGUAGUACUUUAUAUUGCACAUAUCACUUCUUUUCAUCAUUUUUUUUCCGUAAGUUUCCUUAACGAAAUGAAACACAUGAAUCCUGGGCACCAAGGUUUAGUCAGGAAAACCUCUCUGCUCCUGUUUGCAUCCCAGAGAGAAUACUGGCAGAAGAGUUCCCCUAGUUAGCAAUAUCUCCAAAUAGCCGUGUAUUUGCUAAAGCCUAAAGCUUUUGCUUUCCCCACAGGGUCACACAGGGGUUUUGCAAUCAAGCCGUGGGCACAUGGAGCCUGGUGGCUGACGUGUGGUGGUGAGAGUGUAGGUGGGAGUGAGAAGCACAAUUCUGAAGCUGUAGGAGAAGAUGACUUGCUUAGGGUGCACGCAAAGGUCCUGUCGACAUGGCUGCGGGUUUUAAUGGGAUGUCCACAUUCAGGUUCUAAGGAAAAGAAAAAAAACCCACAAAAAACCAAGCACCUCACUCCUUGCAUCUAGGAAUUAAAUCUUGGAAACUGAGAGUUCAGAUUGGCAAUUAUGUGAUGUUGGGGGGGGAGAGGAGUUGUUUUGGUGGUGUGGCGGUGGGUUUUGUUUUGUUUUUCAGCAAAAUCCAAUUUUCAUCAGAUAUUGUGCUUAGUUUGUCACUAACUGGUAGGAAGACUAGAGUGAGAAUUACAGGGUUUUUUUCAAAAGAGCAUUUUUGGACGUUCUUAGAAUGACGGAGCUGUUUCAGCGUAUACAGAGAGGUGACAAUCUCUACCUGUCAGGCUGUGCCAGAUCAGAUCUUAGAUUGAGACCUGGGGAGAAGGACACUAUGGACAGCUAGUUCUGAGCGACUGGAAAUAUUUCAUAUAACAGCUGCUUGAAGUAUUUUGGAGGAGGAGUUACAAUAACUAGGAUUUCAUGUUUCUCAUUCUGUACCGAACAUUUAUUUUCCAGAUACUAACAGGAAACCUUUUCCAUUGACUGUUAAUGAUAACAAUAGGUGUGUCUGAGCGAGGUUGAAGAUGCUGCUAAAUGUUUAAGAUAUGUGGUAUGUAUCACAAGAUAAAUAUGUAAGUAGUUUAGAAAAGUAAAUUAUCAAAUAGUUGUCUGUGUAUAUGUAUGUAUGUGGAUGGUAAAACAAAACCUGCUCACGUCUGCUAUCUCAUUACUAAGCUACCAUGACUUAAUCCAGAAACCUACCUGCAUGUGAGACUUUAGAACUGGUACACUUCUCUACCUGGUUUAUUGUGUUUACUAAUGUAUAUUUUUCUAAAUAUACAGAUAUUUCAAUCUAAAAAUUCUAUAUUUAUCUGUAAUUUCUAUCUGUUUUGGACAGUGCAUGAGGUGCUGUAAAAUUCUGUACAUAUAGAGACUUAAUAGAGGAAACACUGUAGUUGCCCUGUGAAUGAGGAGUUACACAUGAGUACAGGCAGUACGCCAGGACCCCUAAGUUAUUUCCUUAAAUGCACCAAAAAUUCCCUGAAGUGUGCACCAAUCUCAACUGUAAUGUAAAUACUUUGGUGCACGUGUACCCUAGGGGUGACCUUGCUGUCUCUACAUGUCCCACUAGCGGGUCUGCUUUAGGUUCUACACCGUGUGGCAAGAUGCUGUCAAUUGUUUAAUGCAGUUUAGUGGGAGAGUUACAAUGGGAUACGUUGUCUUGCAUAGAUUUAUAAAGGUCUUUUAAAAUGUUCUACAAGUGAAAUGAAAGUAAAAUUGGAGGAGAAUUGUGGCGCAGGUGAAGGAAAUGGAAUUGGUGACCAUUGCAGUGACCUUAACCUGUGCCACGGUCUCCCAUCAGCGCAGCUCCACCUGCUUGGCCACACAGAGCUUUGUGGAGGGGGAUGGCAGGUCAGCUCAUCGUGUCCGAAUCUGUGCUGAUAUAAACUGUCACAUCUUGGAUAGGCUUAAAACCUGACGCUUUUUUUUCCCCCAAUCCUCUGUACCAUUCUCAUGGCAUCUUCCAAAAUCGUACCUCAGUGACUUGCUGUACAAAUGGCCUGUGGCUCGGUGUUCAGGAAUUCAUCUGGGUUGGGUUGGGAAGAAGGUGACUCAGAUACGGAACAGGAAAGUUUUUUUAGUUUUUGAAACAGAAAAUUUCUGGCUGGGUCCCCUUGGGAGCCAAGCUUGCCUCUGCUGUGCUUAAGGUCCAGUGGAGAAGGAUCAAGUAGAGCAGCACGCCAGGAACCAGGAGGUAGGUUAUCACCUGUCUUUACAUGUGAGCUCUUAGGUCCUUCACCUCUUCCUUGGUUUCCCACCCAGGCUUCCUCUGUCCUGCUUCUUCAUUCAGGCUGAACUUUGAUGCAGAUGCUGUUCCUCCUGAUACCUGUAGUGCCUGCUGCAGUAGGUCCCCGUCACGCCGUGUGCCUGUAGGUACAGCUCUAGGACAAGCUGCAGGUGAAGGGCUGGGGCAUCUGUCUUGGAAAGGUGUGUUGGGCCUGUUUGCUGCGUGCAGGGCUUAUCGCCUCACCCAAAUGCUGAGGAGUGGAAGCACCGUAUUGUUCUUGCCAAAUUUCACGAUACUACUUCUGCAGAAGUGGUGAGAAAUGGAUUUCUGUGUGUGUAGGUCGGGGUUACUGGAUACAGACUCCUGCUCUGCCAGGCCUCUUGCCUUAAAACCCCCUCCCGCCCUCGGUCCCACAUGAAACCUCUCCUGGGCCAAUAAAAGGAUUUCUGUAGCUAAAGCUCCUCUGCUCUGGGUUCUGUGAGGAACUCUCAUUGCUGAAGGUGGUGAAAUCCUGGCCCAAUUUUCAUUUCUUUUUUGUCGAGUUUCUUUUUUUUGGCCUUCCCUUUUUGGUUUUCAUGUAUUUUUAACAAGUUUCCUGAUGGGAAUUGUCGGGGAUUCUCAGCUGCUGUAACUUCCUCUGGUCAGUCCCGAGACAGACGCUACAAAGAGCGAAAACACUUGUAGAGCAACCAAGUGGCAGAGGCAGCUUUGGCUUCCAAAUGUAUUAAAAACAUGCUCGUGUGCAUGCACACACACGUGUAGAAAUAGAACUGAGGGGUAAGUACUGCAGGUAAUUCAGAUGGUAUUUGCUAAUUUACCUGAAUUCUCCACGGUGGGAGAAUUCUAAAGGGUCACAUAUUAAUCUUCCGAAUGCUCAGUUCAGCCGCUGGUUCCACAGCUGGAAUUUACCUUUAUGGGUAAAUUACCUUUACAGGCUUAAAAACAAACCCCAGCUUGGUGAAGGCUCUUACACAGUUUCACCUCCAAAUAGAUUAUUACUUUUUUUUUUUUUUCCGACAGGGUCUCAGCAAUAUUUGUAUUUUAUAGAAUUAGUUGCACUUGAAGUAAAUGUGAAUAUUGUUCUCAACAUUUUUAACCCUUUCCCAUGCUAGUGGGGUGUGGAGUUCCUUUUGCUGCCAAGGCAGCGGUUGGAUGUGGGAUACUCAUCCACCCACCUGCCAGCUAAUAUAGUUACAGUCCUGGAAACACUUUCUCCCUGUUAUCCUUUCCCUUUUAAUGCCCUUAGCUCCAUGGUCAUGCCUCUCCACGCACGUGUAGCUGUCCUCGCUGCCAAUCCAAGUAUCGCUCCAUAAGUACCGAGUUACCUACAACACAGUAAAACCUCUUCCCAAAUCCCACCUAACUUCUCUUCUUUGCCCUCUUACACGAUACAAACUGUAGAGCAAAACGAGUGACGCUGCUUUGGGCAGUUCGGGGGGGAGGGGGCAGCAAAAUUGUUGCCUGCAAAAAACUAUUUUCUGAUGAUUUUUUUGUUGGUUUAGGUCUUGUACACAAUUAGAUAUGGAAGUGAUGGUUGAAAUGUAUUUUAACCCCGUGGCAAAUGUGUGUUGAGCAUCCCAUCCCCUCCCCUCCCCACACGUCACCGGCGCAGUGUUUGGGUUCUGGGGUGUAAGAAGGGGGGUCUGGGCUUCCUUAGGUUUCAAAAGACACAGAUUUGCUGCUGUCCCACCCCCGACUGGGGAAAGAACUGUAAAAUCUCAGUUACCUGUUUGGAUUUCAGUGUGUAUUAGACAUCUGUCACCGUGCCGUUCCUCACCUUCCUCCUUCUCAAAACUGUUUUUGCCUAUUGGAAACUCUCCUGUUUUGAUUUUUUUUUUUCUUCUAGAGCGUAUUAAAUUAAACUGGAUUUGAUAUUUGUAAAACUGUAAGAACUGCUCUCCUGUAAAAAAAACCAAACCCUUUCUUUAGCUGAAAAAAGAUCUUAACUAUUAGCUAAACUUUCUAAUGUAAACCUGAAGCUGAUUUAGUACCUAAUUGUUGUUUGACUACAAUAACAUAGAGCAGGCUGAGGGGAUGGGACUUGUUCUCUUUCUGACUUCACACCGAGAAAGUCAGCGAAUCCAUCGGAUGUUUUUAAAUUGUGACUUGUUUUCUAAAACCCCCAUUGUCUUUUUUCACAGCUAAUAUUUUCACAAUAAACACAGCCAAACAUAAAAACGUUAAAUGUACAAAUUGUGAAAUUCUGUUAAUUCCCAACAAAAUAUUUUUGUAUAUAAUAA